Anolis sagrei ordinatus is the source of this 2037-nucleotide messenger RNA. RefSeq names its product deoxythymidylate kinase (gene DTYMK). Gene Ontology annotation, biological process: dTTP biosynthetic process; dUDP biosynthetic process; dTDP biosynthetic process. Gene Ontology annotation, molecular function: dTMP kinase activity; ATP binding; nucleoside diphosphate kinase activity. NCBI's taxonomy places the organism in Eukaryota, Metazoa, Chordata, Lepidosauria, Squamata, Anolidae. Gene Ontology annotation, cellular component: cytoplasm; mitochondrion; cytosol. The record is from RefSeq and is a predicted model, not a curated record.
UGUGGGAGUUGAAGUCCAAAACAUCCGGAGGGUCCAAAAUGGCCCUCGCCUGGUGUCGCUGCACCCUUACUUAGCAUCGGGAUUGGCAUCAGAAAUGAGAAAGAGAUAGCUUGAGGCCCACUUCCGGUUUGGUUGCUAUGGCCACGCGGUAGCCGCUCUGCACGCCGGAAGGGCGCUUUUCUGUGGCUGAGGCGAGCGCGGGAACGUUCCACUCUGGAGAGGCGCCAUGGCAGGACGGCGCGGGGCAUUGAUCGUGCUGGAAGGCGUGGACCGCGCGGGCAAAAGCACCCAGAGCCGGAGGCUGGUGGAAGCCCUGGGGGCGAGGGGCCACCGCGCAGAGCUGCUCCGCUUCCCAGAAAGAACGACAAAAAUUGGACAACUGAUAAGUUCCUAUUUGGAAAAGAAGAACAACUUGGAGGAUCACACAGUGCAUUUACUGUUUUCUGCUAAUCGCUGGGAACAAGUGCCGUUGAUCAAAGAGAAGUUAAACCAGGGUAUCACCCUGGUCGUGGACAGAUAUGCCUUUUCAGGGGUUGCCUUCACAGGUGCUAAAGAGAACUUCUCUUUAGAAUGGUGUAAACAACCUGAUGUGGGGCUUCCAAAACCAGAUGUGAUCCUUUUUCUUCAACUGAAUACAUCUGAAGCAGCCAAACGAGGAGACUUUGGAACUGAGCGAUAUGAGAACAGCUCUUUUCAAGAGAAAGUUCUGCAGUGCUACUAUGAUUUGAUGGAAGACAAGACUUUGAACUGGAAGGUAAUAGAUGCUUCAAAGACCAUAGAAGAUUUACAUAAUGAAAUUAAAUCAAUUGCAGAAGAGGCCAUGCAAGAAGCUCAGCAUAAACCUAUAGGAGAACUGUGGAAAUAGAAUUGGUUUAUAUUUGUAUCUACUUGAAGCUGAACUGUUCAUCUUCAAGCAUCUCAAUGUUUAUAUCUACAACCUUUUUAAACAGACGAAAUAGGAUUUCUUAGUUUUACUAUUUAUCUUAAAACUCUUCUAUAGACUGUUGUCCUUUAAAAGAGAAGAGUCUGAUCUUCCCUUAGAAGCUGCUUUGUAGGGACUUGUACUCGACCAGGAGCAUAAAAGAAGUGUAACGAUAAGAUUUAUUCUACUCACAGACACUGUAUAAUGGUUGUUGAUUGUGGACUAUUUUUACAAAGUUAUAUCUGUGUCUUUCCUCAGUUCCACAGCAUAUGAUGUUCAUGUUUAGAUAAUCAUGUGUCAGAUUUGAUAUGCUGAGUUUGUUUGAGCCAUGCAGUUUAAUGACUUUGCAAACUGACAUGCCUUACCAAACCGUUACUCUUCAGUAAUGGCUUUGGAACAAGCCAGAAUAUUCAGCCAUGGUUUAAAGAUAGCUUAAUAUAUUAACUUGCUUUGAAGUUGUUUAAUCAGUUCAAAUGAAAUAGAAAACUACACCUGAAGAUUUGCUGAUUUAUGCAAAAUGGCUUCUGCAGUCUAAAAGAUUUAUGGCUCUCAUAAAGCUGAGUCACUGUCAGUUAGAAAUCUUUUUUAAAAAAAAAAAUGUAUUAGAAACCACCUAAGAGAUUACAACAUAUAUUUUAAAUUAAAAUUUAUAUUUUUAGUUUCUGAAAAUACAUUUGAGUAAAUAUCCUGCAGGGUUUUUUUACUUCCAAAGUAUUGACAAUUCUAGAGCAUUAUUCAUUUUUUCAUGUCUUCAUAUGCUUGAGAAAUGAGUUGUCUGCUCCUUUUCUGUAUUUUGCCAUGUUUUUUUAAUCCGUUUGUGGUUCUAUAAUAGAAGAAUGCAAUUUACUUUCUAUCAGAUUUUAUUUUAUUGGGGGGGGGGGGGGGCAAAGUAGAAGACCAUAACUCCUAUACUGGCUGGAUCUCAAUGAACCUUGCCUUCUAAAGCAUCUGGAGGGUGCCAAAUUGUCUGCCUUGUUCUAGAGCUUCAGUCUAUUUAUUUUGAAGAAAUCAAUAGUUUGUGUUUAACAGCAAUCUCUUCAUAUUGCAAGACAUAAUUUAAGUAAUUUUCCAGACUUUAUUAUCUUUGUAUAUAUAAAGGAAGUGAUCUUGCUCCA